AUGGAUCUGAGCCAGCCCGAGCCAGUCGAAGCUAUGCUUAUUUCCUACCACGACAUCGGCGGAGAUCUUCGGGCCAGACCGAUCAAUUUGUCAUUCGUAGGCGAUCUGUUCCAGAAGCAAUCAUUCGAUCAGAAGACGCAGAGUGGAAUAUCAGAUGCUGUGGAUCACAUUACAUCUCCCUCUAGGAACUUUGCUCACAUUGUUCAGUUACGGGAGUAG
Molecule: messenger RNA, 219 nt
Organism: Paracoccidioides brasiliensis Pb18
Exons: 1
Coding region: 1-219 (72 amino acids)
Source: RefSeq, a predicted model, not a curated record